This is a messenger RNA of Esox lucius (northern pike), 1902 nucleotides long. It is a transcript of the gene abhd14a, whose product is annotated as abhydrolase domain containing 14A. The coding region runs from base 147 to 944 and encodes 265 amino acids. The record is from RefSeq and is a predicted model, not a curated record. The transcript is spliced from 5 exons. Gene Ontology annotation, cellular component: cytoplasm. Lineage: Eukaryota; Metazoa; Chordata; Actinopteri; Esociformes; Esocidae.
CCUUAACGAAAUUAUUUAUGUGAAACACUAACUGCUACUGGAAAUAAGCCUACGCUACGCAACUGUCAAGGACUAGUAACACUGGGAUUACUUAGCUAUUAACUAGGUGUAUAUAUUUUAGAAAUUGUCGGACACGUUUGUCAGAAAUGAAUUUUCUUAGAAACCGCCUUGUUGUUUUGGGCCUGGUGUUGCUUGCCACUUUGCUUUUGUACCUGCUAUUGCCGUCCAUUCGGCAGGGCAGCAUGGAGCCUUCCCUGGAUGUCCAGAGGAUGGGCCUGGCGGCUGUUUCUCCCCCUCAGCCAUCGGCCAUCAAUGUAUCUGUCCGCACGGGUCAGCUACCCGGGGACCCCCCGCUCUUCUUCAGGGAAGCGUUGCCGGUUGACGGGGCUGGUAGGCAGAUACUUCCCAGGCUGCAAGUGGUCCUUCUCCAUGGUCAGGCCUUCUCUUCCAAAACAUGGGAGGAACUGGGCACCUUGGCCUUGCUGGCCACAAAUGGAUACCAGGCCUUGGCUGUGGACCUACCAGGAUUUGGGAACUCUCCAGACUCGGACGCUGUGAAGACUGACCAGCACCGGGUCGACCUUCUGGGAAGGUUCAUGGAGGCACUGGGCGUGCGGACAGCGGUGCUGCUCAGCCCCUCAAUGAGUGGCCACUACUCCAUCCCCUUCCUGAUGAAACACAGUGCCCAACUGCACGGUUUCAUCCCCAUAGCCCCUGUGGGGACCCGGAGCUUCACCCCGCAGCAGUACCAGAGCAUCCAGACUCCUACUCUCAUUGUUUUUGGGGCCCUGGACACCAACCUCGGGGCCCAGUCCCACAAGAACCUGAUGCAGCUCCCACAUCACUCAGUCCUGAAAAUGGAAGGGGCGCGCCACGCCUGCUACAUGGACAAACCUAAGGAGUUCCACCAAGCAUUGUUGGACUUUCUCAGCAAACUGGAGUGAGAGGAGGGAUAAGAUGGCGGGAAAGAGGGAAUGAUGGGAUAUACAGGGUUGCGUUUGUGUCGAAGCAGAGUAAUGAUACGCAAUUUUUAAAAAGUAGUCCUCUGGGAUAAUAGGGCACUUUUGAUAUUAUACAUCGACCCCUCGUCACCCUGGUACAGUGGCUUCCAUUACAAUGCUUUUGUUGUCAUUUCAUCAAAUCGAGAGAAAGUCUAAAUGAAGUUUACUCUUUGAGUUAAGCAUUAAGUACAGAAUAUAUGCAAAUUCAAAGGCUAGAAUCAGUGACUGUUGGGUUUUACUUGGCAUCACUACUGGUUCCAUGAUGAUCAGUAUCAGUUGACGUGAGAAUGAAGUGGUCAAACCAGGGUCGUAUUCAUUAGUGCAUUCCAUAGAAAAGUGUUUUGCAAAUGAAAAGAGAAAAGGAAAACAAACAAUUCUUAUUAGAUGAGAUCAGGUAAUUUAUUCCUGUUUCGCCUCAUUUGCUUUUGUUUGUGUAAUGGUGAAUAUUAUCCUGUUUAGACAAAUGAACUGUGACAAAUGUGUGACAUCUGUGGUAAAGAACCUCUCAUUUAAGUUAUAAAAAAAAAAAAAAAAAAAGUGAUUCAAUCAAUACUUGUCAAAGAUAUACUGGAUCUCAAGAUUCAGAAACUAGGACAACGACUAACAAUAACAUAACAUUCAUGUUGAAGUUUAUUCUGAAUUUGUGUGCGCGUGUGUGCGUGUGCAUGCAUGAGAAAGAUGUUACAGCAAAAAAAAGUACACUCCGUUCCAUUUUUAUGUUGUGACAAUGACCACUAUUUAUUUUAAAUUAUGACAAAUGUGUACAUACUAGGGGAUUUUAUUUUGACGGGACAACAAAUGAGAAAAGCCUCAACAUUUAAAUGGCUUAAACAAUCGUCCUCUCUUUGAGUUUGCUGUUACUGCUUUACAUUUCCUUUAAUAAAGACUACAGAAUAUUUUA